Molecule: messenger RNA, 1885 nt
Organism: Gryllus bimaculatus (two-spotted cricket)
Lineage: Eukaryota; Metazoa; Arthropoda; Insecta; Orthoptera; Gryllidae
Source: the annotation of a GenBank genome assembly
GAAGUGAUGGUAGCCCUGCGCGGAUACUCGUCGCCAUUCCUAAAAGCGAAGUUUGCCGGGCAAAUAAUUGCGUUGUGUAAUUUUUGUGUGAAGUUUGUUUCAAUUACAUUAGGGAGGUGGUGAUUGUACUAUUGUGUGUUGUUGAUUUUGUGAGGCAAUGACAACAGAAAUAAUGAAGUCAUUUGGCGCACUUCAAGAUGAACUCGAAAAAGCUAAGGAUAAUCUUAAAGCCAUGGACGAACACAUAAAAAAACUCACGGGCCGUGAUCCAAGUGACGUGCAGUUGCGGCCAGGGAUGAAGAGACCCCCAAAUGCCCCGGAGGAAUUUCGUGGACGGGGGCGAGGUUUUCCCCUCAUGAGAGGGCGACCGGGGGCGCGACCAGAAGAGGAGGAACCUCCUGCUGCGAAGAAGAGGCCUGGAGAUACACGUACAGUUUUUAGCAGGUUAUCAGGCCCACCAGUUCCGAAGAGAGGAGGUGACAGUGAUGUGGAAGAUGAGCUUCCGAAUAAGCCUGCAGUAUCUUCACGUGUUAUCGCGACCCCCAAAGAACCCCCGUCCCGACAAGAAGCCAUGGCUGCUCAGAGUUCUGAUCAAAGAAGUUAUGAAAGAAAUCGACGCAUGUUUGGAGCAUUGUUAGGCACAUUACAAAAGUUUCGCCAAGAAGAAACAAGAAUGCGAGAAAAGGAAGAGAAAAGAGCAAAGGUGGAACGCAAACUUGAAGAGAAUGCCAAACGAGAGAAAGAAGAACUAAAACGGGAAAGACAAGAACUUUUCUUGGAGCGUAAACGUAAACAAGCAGAAAUUAGGAAAAUUGAAUUGAAGAUGCUUCGUAUUAAAGAGCAAGAUGAAUGGGAAGCAAAACAUCGGCAUCUGUUAAAUUUCAUUCAGACUCGUACGAAGCCUCACAUCUUCUAUUUACCUAAAACACACAAUGUUAAGACUGAGGAACGGUUAGUAGCCAGUCAGAAAGUAGUUGCAAAAAUGAUUGAGAAGAAACGUGCUGAAGUGCGCCAAGAGUUGGAGGCUAUUGAGCGCCGAGGCAGAUGGCGUCAAGGUCUCGGUGAUAUAGAACCAGGGCAACAUUCAGAUGAGGAACCGCCCAUGGACUUAGGGGACAAAGAGAACAGACUCGGAGGUCCCCAAGACCCCUCAGCAAUGGAGGUGUCAGAGGAGACAGAUCUCCACCAAGACGAUGGGGUGUCGUUGGAAGGUGGUGUGUCGGCGGCGGCGGCGGCGACGUUGGCGACCGGCACCGCCUCGUCGUCGUCUCCGUCGGGCACAGCGGCGGCGACGGCGACGACCGCAGGAUCAGGACACGCCCGCGGGGGCAGCGGCGGCGAGAGCGAGCGCGGGGGCGACGCCCGGCCUCUCGGAAGGCGGCGGCGGCGGCGCGCCGCGGCCGGGCCCCGCGCCCGUGCCGGCGCGCCCGUGCCCGCCCCCGCGCUCGCCUCCGCCCCCGCGCCCGCGGCCGCCGCCGACGCCGCCGCCGCUCCUCCGACAGGACGACGACGACGAUUCGGAGACGAGGAGGAGGAGGAGGAGCGGCGCGUAGGCGGCUCGCCACUGCCGCCCCCGGCCCGCCCCGCCCCGAGCCGCUGCCCCAGCGGGCGCCGCGACGUCGCGCCGCCGCCGCGGCAGCGCCCCUUCGAGACGAGGACGAGUCGGACGCCAGCUCGGCGUCGCCGCCGCCGCCAUUGCACCGGCGUCGGCCUCGCCCGCCCACGACGGCGACGUCGCCGUGGCUGCCAGCGAAGACGGCGCGACGCCCGCGGGCGCCGACCUGGACGGCGACGCGGCGGCGGCGGCGGCGACGACGACUUGUUUCUUCUUCUCCUCCUGUUUUAUUUUGGACCCCUCCCUCCUCCCACUCCCCCUUUUCUUUAA